Messenger RNA from Carassius auratus (goldfish), 539 nucleotides. RefSeq names its product ribosomal protein L36 (gene rpl36). The coding region runs from base 183 to 500 and encodes 105 amino acids. Gene Ontology annotation, biological process: translation. Gene Ontology annotation, cellular component: ribosome. The transcript is spliced from 4 exons. Gene Ontology annotation, molecular function: structural constituent of ribosome. The record is from RefSeq and is a predicted model, not a curated record. NCBI's taxonomy places the organism in Eukaryota, Metazoa, Chordata, Actinopteri, Cypriniformes, Cyprinidae.
AGCAAAGCGCAGGUAUGAAUCGCCAGAGAACCUCGAGUGAUAAAAUCCCGUUGAUAUCUAAUCCAUCGCGUCCCAAAUCAUCCCAAAAUCCCUUGUUUUUUGGAACAUAACUCAAACCGAGCGAUCUCCAGCCAUUAUUUGUGAAACUAAACCGCGAUGUUUGUUCGUUUUCCACCUCAGACAUGGCCAUCAGGUAUCCUAUGGCGGUUGGUCUUAAUAAAGGCCACCCAGUGACCAAAAACCUCUCCAAGCCCAAACAGAGCCGCAGGAGAGGGCGUCUGACCAAACACACCAAGUUCGUGCGUGACAUGAUCCGCGAAGUGUGCGGUUUCGCGCCGUACGAGAGGCGCGCGAUGGAGCUACUGAAGGUGUCCAAGGACAAGCGCGCGCUCAAGUUCAUCAAGAAACGGGUGGGAACUCACAUCCGUGCCAAGAGAAAGCGGGAAGAGCUCAGCAACAUUCUGGCCGCGAUGAGGAAAGCUGCUGCUAAGAAAGAGUAGCCUGCGUAAUGAUGAAUAAAUCUGUGUGUGUGGAAACCA